AUGUUUAAUGAAGAACUAGGUGUCAUAGAUUAUGAAGUAGAAAGUGAUGAAUCAAUUUAAAUGAUUGAUGAUCCUUAGGAUAAUGUUAUUCCAACUCCAAUAUAAGAAUAAAAAUAAAUAACAUAGUAGAUUAUAUAAUAAACAUAACAAUAAUUAAAUAUAGAAAAUACAGAAACUAUUGAAAGACAAUAACUUGAAGAAGAAUAAAUGUUACGUAGACCUUAUGCAUUAAGAUGGAAAAAGAAAUCAAUUAAGAAAUUAGAAAAAAUUACAUCUAAAUUAACUAAUUAAGAUUUAGAUGAAAUUAAAGAUGUUUUAACCAAAAAGAUAGCAAUGUCUGAAUCUAAAAUUAAUAAUAGCAAUUAUAAUAAUAAUAAUCAUAAUAAUGAUGUUAUUAUUUCUGGUUCAAUUGUAAAGAAUCCAUAAACAACACUUAAUUAAGUUCAAAAAUAAAAAUAAUUUUAAGUCCUUGUUGAACAUUUUGCAAAUAAACCUGAUUUUUUAGAAGCUAUUAUUGCUUAAGAUUUGGAAUAAGAAAAUGCAAAUUAGGAUGGAGGAAUACUCAAAAAACCAAUGAUAGUACCUCCAAAAGCAGGAUUAAAGAAAUAAUAAGGUAGAAAAAAAGCAAAUGUAACUUUUGAAGAUUAAUCAUAACCACCAAAUGGAGGAAUUUAAUUUAUUAAAACUAGUGUUUUACCUUAAAAGUAACCUCCUCCACCUUAACCUCAAUAAUAAAUUCAAAAUAUACUCUCUAAAUUUUAAGAAAUUAGAGAAAAAUCAGUUGCUCCAAUUUAAUCUUAAUAAACAACUACAAUUUAAGAAUCUUCUGAUAUGCCUUUAGGUACAGGAGCUUGGUAUCCUAAUAAAUAAGAUAGAAAGAGUCAACCAUUUAUACCACCUCAUUCUGGAUCAAAUCCUAAAAUGUUACCUACAAUUAAUUCAGUUUAAAUGAUCUCAUAAUCUUAGGCUGCUUAAUAGUCUUUAAAUCAUAAAUUUCUUGGAAUGAAUCAAAAUUAAUCAAGAAUUAGCAAUAGUCCUUCUAGAGUAAGAGAUAUGAUUACAUAAUAAUAUACUUCUUCAUAUUAAGUUGAUAGACCUCCCAUUAUGCCAAGUAGAUAAUAACCUGUUUUUUAAUAAUAAAUAUUAGAAAAGAAUAUCAAUUAUGAAUUACAUCAAGCAAAGAAAAAUAAGGAAUAAUUGAGUAGUCAUUAAUAAUCUUAACUUAGAGAAUCUUAAAUCAAAUUAUAGGCAAAAAUAUAAGAAAGUGUUAAAAGAUAAAGUGUUGUUUAACCAACUAUAGAGGAAAAUGAUUCUGAUUUUAUGGAUGAUGUUAUGGAUAGUUAAGCAUUUAUAGAUUUUAAGAGAGCUGGCAAUUUAAUUUGUGGAUCAUAAUAAUAAACAUAAUAAUAAUACUGGUAGGAAAUUAAUUUUAAUACAGAUAUUCCAAAAGAUUAUUAUAUGAAUGAAAAGUUUAGAGUAGAUUUGGAAUAAGAGAUUGAAACAAGUGAUCCUUAUGAAUUAUUUAAAUUGUAUUUUGAUUAAAGCAUUUUCAAAUACAUAUGUCUAAUAUCAAAUAAACGUUAAUGUAUUAGAAUUGAUGAAGAUAUAUUGGAAUCAUUUAUCUCAGCCUUAAUAUACAUUUUUUAUAUCUAAUUAUUGGGUAUGAGAGAAAUAAAAAGAGUUAGAUUUGAUCAUAUACUUGAUUAUGUAACAUUUGGUCAUAUAUGUAAAGAAAUUCGUAUUGAUGAAUUAGAAGAUUAUUCAUUUAUUUUUGAAAAAAUAAGUAAGAAUUUUAAAAGUCAUUAUUAACCAGAAGAAUUCUUAACACUUGACUCUCCUAUUUUCUAUUAAAAUCAUAGUGUGGAAGGUCUUAUAUCACUUUCUGAUGGAAUGAAAGGAUAUGUAUUAGAUUUUAUUUAUGGAAUAAAAGAUUAAAAGAUUCUUCAUAGUUUAUAAAAUUAUUAAGGAAAACAUCAUAAAUUGUAUUUAGGACCUGAAGUAUCAUCUUUAAAUUUGAUCAGUCAAUUGAAAAAGAAAUAAUUUGGUUCAUUGGCAAAAGUAGUAGACAAAUAGGUAUUUAUUUAUUAUAUUUAGACCCUACUUACAUAAGAUUAGAUAUAAGAUGUAAAAUAAAAUGCAUAAAAAGGUUAAAGCACUUAAUAUUUAUCAUCUGAUAAUUAGACAAUAUUACUUAUUUAUGCAGAAAGACAAUAACAUUUAUAAUAAGUAGAAGGAUUUGUAUCCUCAUUUGCUGAUUUCACUAGACUAAAACCUCAAGAUACUAAAAUUAAGAGUGAUAUCAAUAAACCUAUUAUUUUAUAUCUUUAUGAUAAAAUUAAGACAUAAUAUGAUAAACGAGGUAAAACUUAUUAAUAUUCAUAAAUACCUCAUUAAAAUGGCAAUUAACAUUUAGAAAUAUUAGUUUAAUUAGUUUAUUCUAGUAUUUAUAAUGCUAAUAUAUUAAAUAAAAUUAAAAAUUAAUCAGCUUCAUUGACACCAGAUAAAGCUAAAUAAAUGUAUCUAGAUUUUGUUAAGCAAUUAUUACAUUAACUCUAUGUACGUAGUUUGAAAAGAAGAGGUAUUAAUUAGUUUCCAUAGAAUCACACUUUGGAAUCAGGAGACACUGGUACUUUUAGUUGUAUUGAAUGUGGAGAAUCUAGUUAAACUAUUUGUAGAGAAUGUUCAAAUCAUUUCUAAAUGUUAAUUCCUGUCUGUAGAACUAAAAAUGAAUAAUGUUUAAAAUCACACAUAGAAAUGUUAUUAAAUCAACCAAAAAUUACAAAUACAAAUAGAAAACUUACAAAUAAAUAAGCUAUUGUUAAAUUUGAAUUUUAUCGUUCUUAAAUUGAAGCGUCUAAGGAUUCCAAUGCAUAAUCUGCUUUACCAGUUAUUGAAGAUACUCUAUAAUAAUUGGAUAGUUUGGAUCCUGAUGAAGAAUUAUCUAUUGGAAUCCAAACUUUAUUAGUUUCAUUGUCAGAUUUAAUAUCAAAAAUGUUUCAAUAACCUAACGUAUUAGUCCCACAGAAAACUCAAUAAAAUAGAUAAGAUGUCUACACAUUGAAUUAAAUAGAUCCACCAAUAAAAUCAGCAUAACAAUUAUAAAAAUCAAUCUCUUAAGUUUAUUAAAAUUAAUAAGAAGUUAUUCAUAGUUCUUAAAUUGUUCCUUAAAUGAUUAAAACAAAAAUUGGAGAAUAAAUGAAUAUAGAAUCUUCUAUUCAAAAAUUAUAAGCUAGAGUUGCCAGAAUCAAUAAAUGA
Messenger RNA from Paramecium pentaurelia, 3255 nucleotides. NCBI's taxonomy places the organism in Eukaryota, Ciliophora, Oligohymenophorea, Peniculida, Parameciidae. The record is from the annotation of a GenBank genome assembly.